AUGGCCAACCUGGACGUGGCGGACGCCUUCCUCGCCGAGGGGGGGACAGAGUUCGCGCCGAUGAGCACUACCAGCAGCCUCGAGGUUGCCAUCGCCUACGCCCUUGGAGGCGGGAGCGGAGGUCUGCGGGGGCGGCGCGCGCUUCUGUUCAAGCUCCGCGCAAACUCGUUUAUUGACCGCGGCGCAGACCUGAGCUACUGCUCGUGCUUUGCGGCCGAGGCGGAGGCGCAUCUCUCCCCAUAUAUCACCCUAUAUCUCUUUAGCUUUGCGGCCGAGGCGGAGGCGCGCGCGUGCGUGCCACGGACGCCCCUUGUGCACACGCGGCACAAGGCAGCACACACGCAGCACGCACAGCACGGGCAGGAAGGCGCAGCGUCGGUAUGCUACCCGCCGCUCACUUUCCUCGCUCCGUCCGGGCGGCGGGAGGCGUUCGAGCACGGCGGCGUCACCUUCGAGGUCGUCGAGGUGCUGCCCUCCUUCUCGUCGUGACGGGGGAGAGGUGCCAUCGGCACGCUAGCAUCCAUCGUCCAUGCACCCUGAAUCUAGCUCUGUGAAUUUGUUUUGAAGAGGGGACUUGGGAGAACAU
Emiliania huxleyi CCMP1516 is the source of this 586-nucleotide messenger RNA. RefSeq lists its product as hypothetical. The record is from RefSeq and is a predicted model, not a curated record. The transcript is spliced from 3 exons. Bases 1 to 489 code for a protein of 162 amino acids. NCBI's taxonomy places the organism in Eukaryota, Haptophyta, Isochrysidales, Noelaerhabdaceae.